Molecule: messenger RNA, 3073 nt
Organism: Struthio camelus australis
Lineage: Eukaryota; Metazoa; Chordata; Aves; Struthioniformes; Struthionidae
Source: RefSeq, a predicted model, not a curated record
GUUCAUGGCCAGCGGCCCCAUGUGGGCUUAUAUCUUGGCUCAUGAAAAUGCUAUCCCCCUCUGGAGAUCCCUUAUGGGACCCACCAAAGUAUUCCGAGCCCGAAACAGUAUGCCAGACUCCAUCCGAGGAGCUUAUGGCCUUACUGACACCAGGAAUACCACGCAUGGCUCAGAUUCACCAGCAUCAGCCAGCAGAGAAAUUGCCUUCUUCUUCCCAGAGUUCAACGAACAGCUCUGGUACCAGCAGGAUGAGCCACGUCUGCGCUGUGGGCAGGUGUAUUACAACGCAAAGGAACGCGUCCACUGUGCGUUCAGGAACGAAGAAACAGAGUUGGCCUGAGUUACCUGGCAGUAUGGUUUGCUAACCAGCAUGUAGCCUAUCCGCGUGGUUUGGGUCAGCCCCGUGACAAGACAUAGAGCCAUGACAUGUUGUCAGGAGUGCAUGGGGAAAAGACCUAAUGCACAUUACACUGUGCUCUCUGGGAUUAUUUUAUUCAUGCAGCAUAGAGAUGCUGGGACACUUUAGAAGAACCUUAUCUAUUAGCAGUACUACAAUUUGACAGACACCUAGGCAUGGAGUUCACUAGUCGCUAGUGUGCUUAUUCAUCUAUGAGCGAUAUAGAUGACUUCCUCAAAGAACUGUGGGAAAGGGGCUGCUAGUUCUGUUAUAGGCAGUCAAGGUGUGAUUGGCUUUGUUGGUAAGAAUAGGCCUCACGUUUUAAUCCUGCUCUGUUUCCACAAUCCUGUAAGGAGAAAAGAGGGAAAAAAAGAAAAUGAAAAAGUGCAGCAGUGAGCAGGGCAAUAUUAACUCUUCUGUCCUUGCCUGCCUGGAUCCAAGCUGAGAAACAAGGUUAUCUUCUAUCUCGUAUCAUGAUUCAAAUGUUAAGCUUCUGGUGGAAGGCAUAGUUAGAAGCAAUUCUCAAAGGAAAAGCAGCAUAUCCUAUCUUUGGUUUAAUUUGGGCUGACAGAAGUUGCAGAAGUCCUAGUGGUAGCAGUAAUCCACUCUGUGAAGGGUUUUAUAUUGUGUGCUUUUAGAUUGCCUGGGGCGUGAGAUCCAGUAGUUCCUGUGAAAGUUGACACUGGUUAUUAGAGCUGUGGGUGUUGUAAAUUCAUAUUAAAAGGCCACAAAAGAUGUGUUGAGCCUUGUUGCACAGAGGCUGUAGAAGCUGCAACAGGAGCUCUUUGCGUUAAGCAUUGCAGCAAAAUGCCUAAUGGCAACUCAAAACUUCAUUGCCUAUGGAGUGACUGGGCAUUGCAGCACUGAUUUUUGUAUCCUUUGCAAAACAUACUGACAAAACAUACUGACUGUGUUUUAAUCAUCCAGAUCAUUGAUAAAAUUAUUACAUGCUGUAUGAGAACUUGGUUUUAAGGGACACCACAAAGUUCUCCCAUGCUUGUUAUUGUCUUUGUUUGCUGCAUUUUGAGAUGUGUUCAUGUGUGAGGCUUUUAAUCCAUUUAAACUGCCCUAUUAGUUUCUUACAAUGCUAGUUUUUAAACAAGGUUUCAUUUUGUACUGAGUGAAGUUCUUUGGAUAAUUUCAAAUACACCUUAUCAGUGAGGUAGCUGUAUUCAGUAACAAAUCAGUAUUUGUAACAUACUUAGGACAGCAAGUUUGUCUGACUGCCUUCUCUGAAGUUGUGCUUGACUGACAUCAAUGAUGCUAGUUACUAAAGCUGUGUUGAUUGAGUCCCAAAUUAACCAAUGCAUUAUUUUAUCGCAGACCAAAGGCAAGUUAGUUUUCAACUAGUUCCUUUAAGACAACUAUGUGGAAGGUUAGGCAUCUCGAUUGAAAAAAUGUUUAGUUGUAGGAAGUGCUGCCAUACAUCUUCCUUAAGUAAAUGUAUUAACAUUUCUGUACCUUCCUUACCAUUAUAUGUGAUUAAAUGCAGCCCUUAUUUUGUUCCAGAUACAGAUCAAAAGGAUCUAGUGAUUUCUGCAGUUUUGCAUUGCUUUUUUUUCCCCUCCCACCAGCAGCAUCUAAUGGUGGAUCUGUGCAUGACCUAGUGUGCAUUAAUGUGGAUCUGAAAUCUUGCUAUCCUUAAUGCUACUAGUGAUUGAUAUUUUAUUGCUUCCUGAGUUUCUCUUGUUAUGUGUGUUUUUCUUCUAACUAGUAAUCCUUACUAUUUCUUCUACCUUUCUUUGUAUUUUAUUUGUUUUUUCUUUUUUGGGUAUUAAUUUGGGAUGUCCUUAAAUGAUAAUUCCUAAUUUACAUUUCUCAUUUUAAAUGCUUAUCUUCCUAGUCAUUUACAAUUAUUACAUUUAGGCAAGCUGACCCUUUUAAACUUCCAAAUAUAAAUAACAUUUACUGGUGGCACAGUGUUUUCACAGAAUACUUGUUAUCAGAUCACAGUCACCAUUACUUACAUGGCUGUCAGUUAUUCCAUAUUCUUUGGUCCGCCAACACUGUACCUUAGCAGAGGUUGUCAGAACCAUGCAUUCCCAUUUCGCCAGACAAGGUGUUUGUUUCACAAGACAAAAGAUGUUCUGUGAGCUUCAUAAUGAAAUCUAGUAUUGAAAUAUUUGGUGUUAGAUGCAGGAGUCACUGUGUCAAAAAUUACUUUUUAAUAUCUAAAGGAAGUCUUUGGUUUUAUGAGAUGACAGCAGAUGCUCUCUAUUUUGAGGACUCUCCUGAAAGUAGUCUUUUUCUUGAGCUCUUACAAGGAAAAUAUUUUUGUUUGUUUGUUUUUUAAACCUUCUGUAGUGACACUCGGCAUCUUUUUUGCACACAUGCCUCUCAGUCCUGUGAUGAUGAAUCACCUUUGAUUUUAUAAAUUUCAGUCAUUUUCAUUUAAGGCAACUUCUUGCACCCUUUUUCUCUUUUCUCUUCUUGCUCCCUGCUUGCUUGUUCCCAGUCUGUUCUUACGGAACAAGUUGAAACCAUUGGUGUUUUUUUUGGGGGGGGGGAGUGUUGGCUUUUAACACUUGGGUCAAACCCUCUUAAGAGGUCUCAGUAAUUAAUGUCUGGCAUACGCUAUUUCUUCUUCUUCAUAAGGAUAUUUCAGUAUCACUUGCUUACCAUUUAGGUUCCAAACAUCACGAUGUAAAUAAUAAAAGUUAUCUAGUUGCCAGUUGA